This is a messenger RNA of Colletotrichum orchidophilum, 546 nucleotides long. RefSeq lists its product as uncharacterized. The record is from RefSeq and is a predicted model, not a curated record. NCBI's taxonomy places the organism in Eukaryota, Fungi, Ascomycota, Sordariomycetes, Glomerellales, Glomerellaceae. Bases 1 to 546 code for a protein of 181 amino acids. The transcript has a single exon.
AUGAGGAGAUACAUGACGGCUUCCCUCGUCCUGGGUGCAAGCCUAGUGCAAUGUGCCGUCAACCUUGAGGGCACCCAGGCCGGCGCACCCGUGGGGAACGGCGAUCCCUCUCCCAGCGGCGACAUCAAGGCAUACGAGCCGGACCAGCACGACUGUCCACUUCCUUGUGCCCACCUUGACCAUGUGCACACUUUUGUCACCUACUUCUCAAUCAACCUGCUACGGCGAUGCCAGCAGCCCAUGCUGCUGCUGUUCUCGCCCACGCAGCUGCUGGGCGAUCCGGCCACCAGCGUGCUCAUCCGUGGUUACACGCUCGGGGGCGCCGGCGGCGGGGAGCCCAUCGCGCCGCCGGGCAACAUCAACUCGUCCUUCGCGACGACCGAGGCGUCCAAGGUGGCCAACGAGACGGCCACCGGCAUGGGGAACCCGAAGAAGUCCGACACCCUAUACCAGUCGUCUCUGGACCGGGCCCCGGCGUGCCUGGUUCCGGGCGAGCAGGUCAUGAAGACUAUACCGGUUACAACCAACAGCCGUGCCGACGCCUAG